UAUUCCGCCAUCCUGGCCCUCCACGCCACUUUCACGAUUCUCCCCUCUUGAUCCGCCUGUGGCUGGAUAAUUUCACACCCUUCCCCUCAACCCCCUUCCGAGUUCAACCUACGCUUCUCCUCCCCCAAGAUACCCCCAUACAAGGAAUGACCAGACAACAAACCGAAUCCUUGUCGUCUACCCGUCUUCAGAAUCGGUUCGAAAUUACGAAAGGGACGAUAGCGCAAUCUUCGCAGCCGAAUUUGUUCCAUUGAAAACAAGCCUCGUGCUUUUGGUUUCGCUGUCCGCGUCUCUCGAGUCAUGGCUCCCAGCGCACCCAACCCGGCGGCCACCGCACCCGCCAAAAAGACCUCUGUCCCCGAGAAGAAAUACAAAUGCCAAUUUUGCAAUCGUGCUUUCAGUCGGAGUGAACAUCGCAGCAGACACGAACGAUCGCACACUAAAGAGAGACCUUUCAAAUGCUUAAAAUGUCGGAGCACCUUUGUGCGUCGAGACCUGCUUCUUCGACAUGAUCGUACGGUGCACGCCAAGGAUGGUGGCAUUCCGCUGGUGUCUGAGGGCAGGCGACGCGGCGGUGGCGCAGGUGUGCGAAAGACUUCCCCCGCCUCGGGGCCCGCCAGCAAGCCUUCGAUUACAAUUGAUCCCACCUCCCUUGAACAGAUGGAGGCUAGCAGUGAUGGUAUGGUCGAUCUCGAAACCGCAGCCAUGUUGAUGACGGAUUUCCAACACAAGGCCGCAGCCGCCGCGACGGGUCAAACCAACGAUCGUGCUGAAUCCGAUCGCUCGUUUUCCCCCGGACGCGCUUCGCUACUAGAGCCUUCGGUGGGAUAUAUGUCAGGGAAUGCAACGCUACCGCAGAUGCCUUGGGAUACCCUCGUCUCCCCCGCCGACACCAAACACUCGAUGGGUUCGCCUUUCGCGUCCCACGAGGGUGGGCCCGACUCGCAUCCACUUCCGUCGGUGAUGGAUCGGCACGGGCCCGUAGGCGAUGGUUUGGCUCCCUCGCUCCACUCGUUGGUCAACUCGCUACCCAUGUCGGGCACUUCGACGCCGAACGCCUUGUCCCCGUACCCUUCAAUGACGGGCCCCGUCAGCCCUGUGAAUUACCGUAGAUCCCCUGGUCCCAGCCAGGCUUUGACGCUGCCCAAGGCACCUCAAAUCGCUAGCGACGCUGAGCGCCACAUGAUCGUGGAACGACUAGAGAACGCGGAUUCGCUGGGUGUAUUACCUGACUCGUUCCAGCUGCCCCCUACAUCUGCUCUGAACAAGUACUUGUCGACGUAUUUCAACUUGUAUCAUCCGCAUUUGCCCUUCUUGCAUCAGGAGUCGUUCCAGCCGGCCGAUGUCUCGGCGCCUCUGCUGCUCGCCGUUCUCUCGAUAGGUGCCCUGUAUACCUUCGAGCGGAAGGAUGCGUUCAUGCUUCACGUGGGAUCGAAGAUGUUGGUCAACCAAUUCUUGCAGCACAAGGAGAACUUUGACUCGAGGAAGUGUCCGCUGUGGGCGAUGCAGAGCACCCUUCUGAACAUGAUUUUCGAGAGUUGGAGUGGUGACCCGAAGGGACUCGAGUGGACCUGCUCUAUCAAGAGUCUUCUAGCGAAUAUGGUUGCUGGAAACCGCUAUCAGUUGAAGCUUCGUACUGAAAGUCGUGAGGGUCUCCCCACGAGGGAGGAAUGGAUCGAGGAUGAGUCUUGCCGCCGUACAUACUAUGCGGUCUACAUCUUCUUUGGCAUGCUCACAUUGACUUUCAACCACACCCCAGCAAUGAGCUUCGACGAGUUUGACAACCUUGAACUACCUUCUUCCGAGUCGCUGUGGAACCUCGAUGCGACCGAUGAGGACGUCUGGCGCCGAAACCUGGCCAAUGCUUCCACCUUGACUGUUCGCGAGGCACACGAUUGUCUUUUCCAAGGCGAGCAGACCCGGUACAGUGCGUUCGCCACCCGUGUCCUCAUCAACGCUCUGUUCCUCCAAGUUUGGAACCACAAGCGCAGCUUCGAGGCUCUUCAGGAUGUGGUCACCGAGUACAAGCUCCGUCUUGCAUUGGAGACCUGGGAAAGCUCUCUUGAAGUCUGUGAGCCUGAGACGAUCGUGGUGCCCCUCAGCACCCCGCAGAAGGGCCACCCAUUGAUCUUCAACUCGAUGGCGGUCUACCGUAACACUCGUGCUCGCUUGGAAGUGGAUCUCAAAUCGAUUCAAGAGGCACUGCGUUAUCACUCCUCGUACGAGGUGGCGGCUGCCAUGACGGUGGCCCGCGAGAAGGUCAAGCGAUCUCAAGAGAUGAACAAGGUUAUUCAGUCCUGUUUCGAGUGCAUUGAAAUCGCUGCCGUUCAAGGCAUCAACUGGGUGGCACAGACGUCUGCCACGAACUGGAGCGUCGAGCACCCCCUGUGUGGCUUGGACUUGAUGGUGAUCCUUAGUCUUUGGCUCUAUCGCCUGGAACAUGACGAAGAGCCAGCGACCGAGGCCGAGAUUGCCAUCUACAACAAGGUGCGGAAUCUGUUUGAUGACGAUGCCGUCGAUGCUUUUGGUAAACUCAGCUCUACCGUGGCCCGUGUAUGGGGUAAUAUCCUAGACGGCGUGGUAGUUUGGGGUAUCACCAAGCUCAUGGGCGAGUCAUUCAAACUGCAUUCCCAGGCUUUGAUCGGCUACGAAGAUUCGUUGCGCGUUGCGAAAGACCAGCCUAUUCAUGCAAUGCCUGCGAAGACCCUGGCCAGUGUGGGCACAGCAUACUAAUCCUGCACAUUGCCAAUAGCGGUGGCUUUAGUUGCCACCAGCACAUACACUUCUUUACAUUCAUUCAACAUCAUAUUUGGGACACUGGAUUCCGGGUUAGGGUCGGGAACGGAUGCGCAAGUCUGGGCGGCA
This is a messenger RNA of Aspergillus saccharolyticus JOP 1030-1, 2865 nucleotides long. RefSeq names its product C2H2 finger domain protein. The transcript is spliced from 4 exons. Bases 301 to 2733 code for a protein of 810 amino acids. Gene Ontology annotation, molecular function: RNA polymerase II cis-regulatory region sequence-specific DNA binding; zinc ion binding; DNA-binding transcription factor activity, RNA polymerase II-specific. The record is from RefSeq and is a predicted model, not a curated record. Gene Ontology annotation, cellular component: chromatin. Lineage: Eukaryota; Fungi; Ascomycota; Eurotiomycetes; Eurotiales; Aspergillaceae. Gene Ontology annotation, biological process: regulation of transcription by RNA polymerase II; DNA-templated transcription.